Sus scrofa (pig) is the source of this 738-nucleotide messenger RNA. Lineage: Eukaryota; Metazoa; Chordata; Mammalia; Artiodactyla; Suidae. The record is from RefSeq and is a predicted model, not a curated record.
AUGGCAUUGCAAGUGGUUUCUGUUCAUGGACCCCUAGUGUUGGUGAGCCACUCCCACCCCUGGAGCCAGAGACAGCUGCGGUGGUUUGCCCUGCCUCCUGUAGGCCAUGCCAGAAGCACCUCAUCAUGCUUAGCCCCCACAAGAGUUGCUGCACAAGCUGCUCUUAGCUGCAGAUUCUUGGAAAGGGACAGUGAUCGAGCAUCUGGGCACUGCCUAGAGUGUUUUUCAGUGGCAGCAGCAGGGAGGGUAUGCUCCCAGGAUAGUGAGUGCAGCAACAGGUGGUAUUCCAUUACAGUGUCCUUCUGUGUUGUGCCCUCUGAGGUGGUUGGUUCUGCAAGUGAUUUUUGCUCAGGAUCAGGCAAAAUGGCUCCAGCAAAGAAGGAUGGCAACAAGAAGGGCCAGUCCACCAUCAACGAGGUGGUGACCAGGGAGUACCCGAUCAACAUUCACAAACAUGGUCAUGGAGUGGGUUUUAAGAAGUGUGCCCCUUGGGCACUCAAAAGAAAUCCAGGAAUAUGCCAUGAAGAAAUCCAGGAAUAUGCCAUGAAGGUGUUGGGAACUGCGGAUGUGCUCAUCGACACCAGUCUCAACAAAGCCCUCUGGGCCAAAGGAAUAAGGAAUGUCCCACACGGGAUCCAUGUGUGGUUGUCUAGAAAAUGUAAUGAAGAUGAGGACUCACCAAACAAUCUCUAUGCAUUGCUCACCUAUGUACCUGUCACCUCUCUCAAAAAUCAAUAG